UUUCGUCUUUCUCGCAAGCGCAAUACCAGUCGACGGUCGUCCUGUUUCACUCCUCCGCCAUGCGCUCGCUUUUGGUCCCAGUCGUGGCUGCUGCGCUAGUGGUCACACCAAUCACUGCCUUGGAUGUGCCGACAGUCACCAUUAAGAAUGGCUCUUACUACGGUGUCUACCAGCCCACGUACGACCAGGAUCUCUUCCUCGGAAUGCCCUACGCGCAGCCGCCUGUCGGCGAUCUCCGCUUCCGCAACCCAGAACCUCUCAACACGACGUGGACGGACUCCAAGAACGCGACAGAGUACUCUCCCGAGUGCUACGGAUAUGGCAGUGACCAGUGGGUGCUGGGCAACAUCAUUUCGGAGGACUGCUUAACGAUAAACGUGGUUCGUCCGAGCAACGUCUCUGAAGGGGACGAUCUGCCUGUCGGGGUGUGGAUUUAUGGCGGAGGUCUUGUCCAAGGUGGUGCCCGUGACCCUCGUUACAACCUGUCUUACAUCAUCGAGGAAGCUGCGGCAGCGGGUAAACCGUUCGUCGGCGUCAGCUUUAACUAUCGUCUCCAGGCCUUCGGGUUCAUGUCGGGCACCGCUGUGCACAAGGCCAGUGUGGCCAACCUCGCGCUGAAGGACCAACGUCUGGCCUUGCACUGGGUGCAAGAGAACAUCGCCGCAUUCGGCGGAGACGCCAGCAAGGUCACGAUUUGGGGUGAGAGUGCUGGUGCGCGCAGUAUCGGCUACCAGCUGAUCGCCUACGACGGCCGCGACGACGGUCUGUUCCGUAGCGCUGUGAUGCAGUCGGGUGCUUCGGCUUACUGGCCCAAGAGCUUCAAGAACGCCUCUGCCUGGAACGUCCAUUACAACAGCAUCACUGAUGCCACGAACUGCAGCUCUGCGGAAGACACCCUUGAAUGCCUCCGCCAGGUCCCGAUUGACACGUUAUCGGCCGUUUUCAAUAGUUCGGCGGCUACGUCGGCGAUGUAUGCGCCGUCUGUCGACGGUGACUUUCUGACGGACGUUGGGCCAAAGCUCAUCGGUGAAGGCAAGUUCGUGCACGUGCCAAUCCUGCACGGCGCCAAUUUUGAUGAGGGUACUGCGUUCGGCAAGACGGGCAUUAACACGACUGAGCAGUUCUAUGAGUACCUGGUUGGAACCAUGGGCUACAGCGACGAUGAGGCUGAGGUGGUGUUGAAGAUGUACCCCGACAUUCCGCAGAUAGGCAUCCCCGCCACGCUUCGUGGCCGACCGGGCAAUGACACUAGCUACGGAUACAUGUACAAGCGGGUGGAGGCUUACGCCGGCGACAACAAUCAGCACGGCCCUCGACGCUUUAUGUCCCAGAUGUGGACGCGCGACGACGUACCCGUGUACAGCUACCGGUUCAACGUUGUGCCCACCGGCAUCUCGCAGUAUCUCGGUUCGACGCACUUCCAGGAGGUAGCAUUCGUGUUUUACAACCUCAAAGGCAACGGAUACAACACGUCGGUGGCGACGGACCCGUUCCUGAACAAACCGGACGGCUUCAAGCAGCUUGCUCGGAUAAUGACUCGUAUGUGGGCAAGUUUCAUCGUGGACCAGACACCAAACAACAAUGGCGUGACAGACGUCGAGUGGCCGCAGUACUCGCUCGACGACCCACAGAAUAUCGUGUUCGACGCCAACGUGACGGAUCUCGCCUACAUCGAGCCGGACCUGUUCCGCGCCGAGGCGAUCGCGUAUAUCCACAGUCUAUACAACGCCACCAGCUAGGCGAACGAGAUAAUACAAUUAUGAUGUGUGUUGACGUGA
Messenger RNA from Phytophthora nicotianae INRA-310, 1778 nucleotides. RefSeq lists its product as hypothetical. The transcript has a single exon. The coding region runs from base 60 to 1739 and encodes 559 amino acids. The record is from RefSeq and is a predicted model, not a curated record. Lineage: Eukaryota; Oomycota; Peronosporomycetes; Peronosporales; Peronosporaceae.